Messenger RNA from Megachile rotundata (alfalfa leafcutting bee), 1115 nucleotides. RefSeq names its product V-type proton ATPase subunit Vha13 (gene Vha13). Gene Ontology annotation, biological process: synaptic vesicle lumen acidification. Gene Ontology annotation, molecular function: ATP hydrolysis activity; proton-transporting ATPase activity, rotational mechanism. NCBI's taxonomy places the organism in Eukaryota, Metazoa, Arthropoda, Insecta, Hymenoptera, Megachilidae. Gene Ontology annotation, cellular component: vacuolar proton-transporting V-type ATPase complex; vacuolar proton-transporting V-type ATPase, V1 domain. The record is from RefSeq and is a predicted model, not a curated record.
GGGGCAAACAACGGAAACUCCAAAGUCAUAUGAUCGAUUUGUAAUUCGCACGGAAUACAGCAUUCUUCGUUCGUUGCAAAGAUGGCCAGUCAAACGCAAGGUAUUCAGCAACUUUUAACAGCUGAAAAAAGAGCUGCAGAGAAAGUUUCGGAAGCUAGAAAACGUAAGGCACGUCGGUUGAAGCAAGCAAAAGAAGAAGCUCAAGAUGAGAUUGAAAAAUACAGGCAAGAACGAGAAAAGCAAUUCCGUGAAUUCGAAGCUAAGCAUAUGGGAUCAAAAGAGGACGUAGCAGCUUGUAUAGAAGCUGAUACGAAAGUAAAAAUUGAAGAAAUGAAUAAAGCUGUGUCAAUGCACAAAAAUGCUGUAAUGCUUAAAAUCUUGGAGUUGGUGUAUGACAUUAAACCACAAUUACACAAGAAUUACCGUAUCGAAGUUUAAACACGAAAAAAUAUAUCAGUUAAUUAUAAAUAUUGCAUCCGAUGCUAUGAAUGUACAUUAAGUAAUUUCCUUGAUUGUAUCUUUAAACGUAUCUUUCACCGUUAUGUUGUACUAUUAUCGCAAAUAGCGUGUAUAUUUUCAUCUUAGAUGGUGGUAUUUGAAUCAUUAGAACCUUGAUUUGCAAUUACUACACGACAAUAAAUGUAAUUGUAUCUAUAUCGAACGUUUACCACCAUGUUGGAAAGGUUAAAAAUCACUGUAGUUAAAUUACAAUCGUAAUAUAGACGUCAUACAAAUUGCAGUCAUUGUGAUAUAUCAAGGCCUAGAUAUAUUAGAAUGACGAGUGAAACAUUAGAUUAAGGUGGUGGCAAGAAAGUAUACAUCAUUGAACACACGAUGUUAGAUGUCAUUCCAUAAUUCUGCUACAUCGAGUGCAUACAAUGCGCUUAAAAAGUAUUGUACAGCCUCCCGAGAAUGACGGUUCGGGUUUAACAUUAGCCGAAUUUAACGUGAUUCUUGCGACGAUGUACACUACACGUACUAUUUGUUUUGUUUGAAAUUUUUAAACAUUGUUAAGUUAUAGGAAAGAAAAUUAUACCUCACGUGUACACCCUGCAUCUGUAAGCUGUUUCAUCUGUACAGUAUUAAUGUUCAAAAAUAAAAACAUUUAAGGUUUA